Molecule: messenger RNA, 1654 nt
Organism: Onthophagus taurus
Lineage: Eukaryota; Metazoa; Arthropoda; Insecta; Coleoptera; Scarabaeidae
Biological process (GO): isocitrate metabolic process; NADP+ metabolic process
Cellular component (GO): peroxisome; cytosol; mitochondrion
Molecular function (GO): isocitrate dehydrogenase (NADP+) activity; magnesium ion binding; NAD binding
Source: RefSeq, a predicted model, not a curated record
GCCCUAUUUUAACCGGGGAGAACGCAUAAAUACCACGCGUACGACUCGUUUCGAAUCAUUCCGAACAAAACCGGCAACAACGACGUUUCAAAGAGAAACUUGCAAGUUUGCUGACUAUUGAGUAUUAAAUUAAAAUUUCAUUUUAUCUUUUUGUUAGUGUUUCUGUGCGCGAGGUGAAUACAUAUAUUAAUAGGAGAGAAAAAAAGAGAAUUUUUUAGUUGUUAAAAUGGCAUCGUCUAAAUUAUUCGCAAAGUUUAAUAUUACGAUUAAAAAUUUUAAUCGAAAAAAUGGACCGAAAGUUUUAAUCAAUAUUUCAUCUACGCAUAAUAGAAAAUAUUCAACGCGUUCAAAAAUUAUUGUUGAAAAACCAGUCGUAGAAAUCGGCGGAGAUGAAAUGGCCAAAGUUCUAUUUGACCGUGUAAAAAGAAAAUUAAUAAUCCCCUUUGUAAACUUAGAACGAGAUUACUACGAUUGCAGUUUAAAAAAUCGUAAUCGUACUGAAAAUGAGAUCGUCGAUGAAGCGAUUCAAGCGAUUAAACGACACAAAGUGGCGAUUAAAUGCCCAACUACAACCCCCAACGAAAAAGCUAUACGCGAUCAAAAAUUAAAACAGAUCGUUUUUCCCAGUCCUAAUGUAAUGAUAAGAAACGCUUUGAGUGGAACGCAAAUUCGGGAGCCGAUUAUUUGUAAAGGGGUUACCAAGUUUGUGCCGCGUUGGAGGAAUCCCAUUGUAAUGUGUAGACACACUUUUGGGGAUCAAUAUGGGGGUAAAGAUAUUGUUUUGAAUGAACCGGGGAAAAUUUCAUUGCAAUAUACAACAGAAUCAGGGGAGAAUUACAAAUAUGAAUUUGAAGUACCAGGAAAAGGGGUUGCUUUGCUUACAUACAAUACGCAAGAAAGUAUUGAGGCUUUUGCUGAAUCUUGUUUCCAAAUUGCUUUGGAAAGGGAUUAUCCCUUAUUCUUUACAAGCAAACACACUCAUUUAAAAAAGUAUGAUCAAAUUUUUGUGGAUACUUUUAACAAGUUAUAUAAAAAGAAAUACAAGAAAAGAUUUGAUGCAAAAAAUUUAUCAUAUGAACAUAAAUUAGUAGACGAUAUGGCAGCUUAUGCAAUUCGUUCAAAUGGAGGUUUUGUAUGGGCCUUAAAAAGUUAUGAUGGGGAUGUUUUGUCCGAUAUAGUCGGGCAGGGUUUUGGUUCAAUGGGAAUGAUGAUGAAUAGUCUCCUUUCGCACGAUGGACAAAUGAUUUUAACGGAACCUGCUCAUGGGGUUAUUUCUAGACAUUAUAAGAAACAUUUAAACGAUGAGAAAACAUCUACGAAUCCGUUAUCGACUAUUUUUGCUUGGACAAGAGGUCUUCAACAUCGAGCGAAAAUUGAUAGAAAUUAUGAUUUGUUGCAUUUUGCGGAAUUAUUGGAGAAGUGUAGUCGGCAAACGGUUGAAGAGGGCCAUUUAACUAGGGAUUUGGCUUUGUGCACUUAUGGCCAUAAUUUCCAUGACAAUGUUUGCAUCAGCACCGACGAUUUUAUUGAGAUUAUUGCCGAAAAAGUCGAGGGACACUUUGUACAAUUGUUUAUUGAAGAAGAAGUUGAGGUUAAAAAUUAAAGCUUAAAGAAAACAAUCUUAAUAUUUAAGAUGUAUUUACAUAUUAUAUUU